Scomber scombrus (Atlantic mackerel) is the source of this 1610-nucleotide messenger RNA. RefSeq names its product diphthamide biosynthesis 2 (gene dph2). Gene Ontology annotation, biological process: protein histidyl modification to diphthamide. NCBI's taxonomy places the organism in Eukaryota, Metazoa, Chordata, Actinopteri, Scombriformes, Scombridae. Bases 117 to 1604 code for a protein of 495 amino acids. The record is from RefSeq and is a predicted model, not a curated record. The transcript is spliced from 7 exons. Gene Ontology annotation, molecular function: 2-(3-amino-3-carboxypropyl)histidine synthase activity.
GUUAGGCAGUUGUGCUAUAACUACUGUCAACACGUGUGUAACUCAAAGAAACCUCUACCAGUCAACAACGAGCGACUUGACACUGAAUUGAGCAGUUGGGUGGUGACUAUGCAGUGAUGGCUGAUGCGUUCAGUAGCAGCUCGGAGAAUGUAAUUGAGCGUGUGGUAGAAGUCACAGCGAAGACAAACGUUCCUGUGGAAAAACUUGAUGAGUUGUAUUACAUCAAGAACACCUGCGACUUCAUCAGUCAGCAUCAAUUCCAAAAGGUUGCUUUGCAAUUUCCUGAUGAACUGCUGGUGGAUUCCAUUUCUAUAGUAGCCGAAAUCGAGAGAAUCACUGAUGCCAAACUGUUCAUUUUGGGAGAUACAUCCUACGGCAGUUGCUGUGUGGAUGAGGUCGCUGCGGAACAUGUUGGAGCUGACUGCAUCGUGCACUAUGGCAGCUCUUGCCUCAGCGCAUCCAAGAGGUUGCCAUUGAUGUACGUCUUCGAGAAAAGACUAGUGGACCUAGAGAAGUGCGCCUCCUCUUUCAGAGAACUCUACCCUGACACACAGAGUCACAUCGUCAUACUCUAUGAUGUCAGCUAUGCUCAUGCCAUUGAUGAUCUUCUCACCCUCCUGUCGCAGGAGUAUCCAAACCUUAUCGCUUCAGAGCUUGUUGUGGAAGGGGAGCAAUGUUUCAGCCACUGUCAGAUUAAGAGAAAACAGAAGGACGCCUGUUUGUCAGAGCAAGACAACAACCAGGUUUUGUGUCUGUUUGGAAGGCAGUUUUUCCUGAAAAGCGGUUUGAGCAUAACGGAUUACAGUAUGUUCUAUGUAGGCCAAGAAGGAGCAACCUUACGAAACUUCAUGAUGACUUGGAAUCGCUGCUCAUUUUGCUCUUUUGACCCCAUAACAAUGACCGGUAGGACUGAGUCACCAAGUGUCAACCGUACACUAAUGAAGCGAUAUUAUGCUAUAGAAAGGGCCAAAGAUGCCAAUGUGGUCGGCAUCCUCGUCGGCACGCUGGGGGUGGCAGAAUACCUCUCCAUAAUCCAGCAGCUGAAGGAGACCAUCCGCAGAGCUGGAAAGAAGAGCUAUAUGUUUGCCAUGGGGAAAAUCAACGUGGCCAAACUGGCAAACUUUCUGGAAAUUGACAUUUUUGUGUUAAUCGCAUGUCCUGAAAACUCCCUGUUGGACUCUAGUGAGUUUUACAGACCUGUAGUGACACCUUUUGAGAUGGAGAUUGCCUGCAACAAGAACAGAGAGUGGUCAGAGGAGUACGUCACAGACUUUCGACAUCUCCUACCAGGUGGCCUGAGUCAUGUGCCUUUGGCUGAUCAGCAGGAGGAAUGCGAUGAGACUGAUGUAUCUUUAAUCACAGGAGCCCUGCGAAGCAAUCAUUUGUUGAGCAGUGAGCCUGCAGAGUCCUCGUCUAGCUCUUCACUGGUCCUCAGGAACCAGCUGAUGACUGUAGCCAACACCAACUCAGCCGCAUCUUUUCUGGCAAAUCGUAGCUGGCACGGCUUAGAGCAGAAGCUGGGAGAGACACCGGUAGUGAAGGCAGUACAGGGCAGAAAAGGCAUUGCUAUUGCCUAUGAAGAGGAGGGAACGUCAACACGAUAAUUGACC